GACAAUCAAGGAGCUUACUCUCUAUUUCACAAAGCCUCCAUGAAGCUCACAAAGAGACAAUAAUCUUGUUGACAGAUCCUCUCUUUGAUGUACCACGAAGUGAAGCACUGCUCCUUACAAUAUCGCAGAACAAUCGCAUUGACUGGGCGUAAGCUGCCAUACAAAUACUCGGCGUCUAGCACUACUCGAUCAAUCUAUCUGCUUCCAAGUUAUCGAUUCUAUUACUCUGUAAUUCUAGAGAGAAGAUUUGUUGAGCAGUCUUCUUUCCUAGAUAUCUAAGUACCUGAGUGAUAGUCUCAUGAUUACACACACUUCCAACCAUCUACUAUUACCUAGGUAAAAUACCGCCAAUAUGCCGUGCACCUGCAAACGCUUAACAAUCCGUUACGCUUGCCGUCACAAGGAGCGAGAGUUUGAUAGAUGUUGGCGGUAUCAGUUUAAGAAGGACUUCCCAUGUCUCGGCAUGAUCGUCUCAAACUGCGAGGCCCACGUAACGCACACCACGGUACCCCGAGUUUGUAGGAGAUGUUUCGAGUUCUUUCUCGGCGCAUUCGGAAGGAAGGCUGCUUAUCACGUAAGUAAAAAGUUCCUCGAGUUUAAAGGAAAUAAUGGACUCUCAAGGGAGGUCAUUGACCCUGCAACGGUUCCCCCUGAGGCGUACAUCUCAUCAGCAGAACUAGCUACGCUAGACUCUACUACCGCCUAUUGGAGUGGACAGCCAAUUGGGCAGCCGUUUCAUCCCAGAAGUCCGAUGAGAGCAACCAGCUACAGGGAUCUUCCAUCGGCUGACAUUCAACAACCGGAGCCCGUUGUCCACCGGAAACGUCACGGAGAUCGUCGCCCGUCACGAUCUAAGUCGCGGUCAAAGUCUGCCAAGGCCUCCAGAAAGAAGCCAAUUCCAAGGAAGCCAGUCCCCGGUCAGGGCAAAAUAUCCAAGAGGGACAUCUCUAAGCCAAUACUCCCUAUCCCAACCGGUGGAAGCGACUUUGAGUCUUUCCCAGUAAUAUCCGAUAAUACAGUGGUGGAGUACGGAACCAACGAGCCUAUCGAUCUUUCAGAUCUCGUUGAGAACGAAAAUGACAAUGACCUUGAUUAUGAAUUGAUCUACCACGGAAGAGUUUCCAAUCGCUUUCCCCACCAACCACUACCUAUCCGCCUAAAGCCGGUGUCUAAAGAACCCCAUCCUCAAGCCUCGAGUAGUUCACUCGUGAAGAGAAUCACCAAAGCGGCUGAAACGACCAGGAUCAUGGGCUACCCAAACCCAGAGCAUAAGGACUUACCUAGCGUGCCUAAGUUGGGAAAAGCGCCCAAGGUCCCUGCCUGGAGAGUAGAGUCCCCAAGCCCCGAGCCCAGCACGACCAGUGAAGACAGCAAAGGUAAAAGUAAAAAAGGUCGCAGCAAAAGCGCGAUCCCCUUAUCACGCACGCGGGAUCUUUCACCAGUUCCCAGGCUCCCGGCACCGGCCACGGCCACGACCACCGAAACCUACCUGGUACGUGGCAGAACCUCAUCUGAGUUGCUUACUAGACCCAGAGCCACCUCUCUGAGUGACACUCUCCGGAUCUCUCUGCCGCCACGCACGGCCGGGCUCAAGAAUUUCCGCGAGAAGGGUAUUCCGUCGGCGGCGUUCUUGCUUGAAGAAAAUUUCGGAGAGCAAGUACAGGCUGCUGAGGAUUCCCCCACGGUGCUUGUUUCUGUCAGCACACCCUCUCCAGCUUACUCGUGCGCUGUGCAAUCGUGUUACUGCUCGCAGGGGGAUGAUGCCCAAGUAUGCCCCAGCUGUCUCGAAAGGCGGAGAUUGGAGCCUGAAUUACAGUCGAAGUGGCUUUAAAGGGACUUAGGAUAAAGGUAAGAAAGGGUAAGUUCGUUUCAUACUAAUGGUGAUCGCGACAAUCAAGGUAAGCAUAUUUUGCUUCGCUGGCUUCGUCUCCCACUUUCUCAUAUCACCCCAUCUGCAUCUGUACUUGGAAGCGGGACGUGGUAGAUUAAGGGAGCGUGUUUAAAAUCUGUUAUAACGUUAAGGUAAGUAUCUGGAGAUAGGUCAGUAGCGUAAUAUCAACCCUGAAAAUGCUCUGGAUAGCAUUUUUAUAUAACAUACGUUUUCCAU
This is a messenger RNA of Annulohypoxylon truncatum, 2107 nucleotides long. RefSeq lists its product as uncharacterized. The transcript is spliced from 2 exons. The record is from RefSeq and is a predicted model, not a curated record. NCBI's taxonomy places the organism in Eukaryota, Fungi, Ascomycota, Sordariomycetes, Xylariales, Hypoxylaceae. The coding region runs from base 353 to 1831 and encodes 492 amino acids.